ACUCUUUCCGUCUCUUCUACCAUCCUUAAACCCUACUAAACUCUGCUGGUCCUAAAACCCUAAUCACUAUAUUGCUGUCCCCUUGUUUUUUCUUUUGUUCAGUUCCAAUCCAAAUUUUAGCUCAUUAGCCAACUGGGUGUGUUACACCCCUGCAAAAAGCUCUAAAUUUUGAGUUCACAAUUCAAAAAUCAUGAAGACCAAGAACCUAAAAAAGAAGAAAGCUUCAGCUCAAAACACCCAAAAGGGAAAGAAAAGAUUUUCAGUUGAAAAAGACCCAUUUUUCCAUGAGGACAAUGACUUGAAAAGGCGAAAAAGGUUUGGAGAUGAUGAAGAUAUAGAGAGCAGUGAUGAUUCUGAGGAUAUCUACGGUUCUGAUGAUGAUGGAGUUGAUAGGAAUGAAGAAAAGGAUGAAGAGGAGGUGGAGGAGACUGCGGCGGAGAAGAGAAAGAGGGUGGCUGAGGCAUUUUUGCAUAGCGUAAGGGAGUCGAAAAGGAAGGAAGAGGAAGAAAGAGAGAGUGGUGAUGAGUAUGAUAGAGAGGAUAGGGAAGCAAUGAGGGAUUCGUUGGUAGCUGAUAUGUUGCAGCAAGAGCAAAUGGAGGAGAGUGGUCGUGUUAGAAGAACUAUUGCUUCCAGGAUUCAAAAGCCUACUGAGGGAUUUCGCCUUUUAGUGAAACAUCGACAGUCCGUAACUGCUGUGACGCUAUCUGAGGAUGACUUAAAAGGAUUUUCAUCUUCUAAAGAUGGCACUAUUGUUAGCUGGGAUGUGGACAGUGGAAAGACAGAAAAGUAUGCAUGGCCUACUGAUGAAGCUUUGAAGUCACAUGGUGCAAAGGACCCACAAGGUCGAGCAACGAAACAUAGUAAGCAUGUUUUAGCUUUGGCUGUCAGCUCUGAUGGGCGCUAUUUGGCAAGUGGAGGCUUGGAUCGUCACGUGCAUUUGUGGGACGUCCGAACCCGGCAGCAUAUUAAGGCAUUCCCUGGUCAUAAAGGACCUGUUUCAUGUUUGACAUUCAGACAAGGAUCUUCUGAACUGUUUUCAGGGUCGUUUGAUCGAUCCAUCAAGAUAUGGAAUGUGGAAGAUAGAGCUUAUGUAAAUACAUUAUUUGGUCAUCAAAGUGAAGUUUUGACCAUUGAUUCCUUGAGGAAAGAAAGGGUGUUGACAGUUGGACGAGACCGAACCAUGCACUUAUGGAAGGUUCCAGAGGAAUCUCAAUUGAUUUUUCGUGCUCCAGCAACUUCCCUUGAGUGCUGCUGUUUUAUCAAUAAUGAUGAGUUUUUAUCUGGUUCUGAUGAUGGAAGCAUUGAGCACUGGAACGCAAUAAGGAAGAAGCCUGUUCACAUUGUAAAAAAUGCACAUGCUUCAUUGCAAUCAGUGGGAAUUGAACAGAGCAAUGGGGCUCUAUCAAAUGGCCACAUGGAAAAUGGCACCGUUAAUCCUCAGUGUCAUUCCUCAUCAGCACUCUCUUGGGUUAGUGCGCUGACAGUCUGCAGAAAUAGUGAUCUUGCAGCAUCAGGAGCUGGCAAUGGGUCCAUUCGGUUGUGGACAAUUGAAAGUGAAUCCAAAGGCAUCCGGCCGUUGUUUGAGCUCCCAGUGGCUGGAUUUAUAAAUUCUUUAAUUUUUUCAAAAUCAGGGAAGUUCUUGGUUGCUGGAGUAGGGCAGGAACCACGCCUAGGAAGGUGGGGGCGUAUUGCUGACGUUCGAAAUGGAGUUCUUGUGCAUCCUUUGAAGCAUUCGUGAUAUUGACCUCGUUGCUCAAUUUUGGCUCAUGCUAAAGGGGGGAUAGCCUUCUCUUGUACUUCUUUUUGUGAAAUUAAUAUUUAUUUUUAUGUUAGCAAAAAUUUUGAUCUAUCAAUUUUGAUAUCUUUUUCUUCUUUCAUUUUCACCUUGUUCAUAUUGAACUAGCUACGUCAUAGAGAAAUACGGAACAAUUUUAAUGUAUUAGUUUAAUUCAUAUGAAAACCUCAACAAGUUUGAAGGUUUUAGUUA
Molecule: messenger RNA, 1987 nt
Organism: Lycium barbarum (goji berry)
Lineage: Eukaryota; Viridiplantae; Streptophyta; Magnoliopsida; Solanales; Solanaceae
Product: U3 snoRNP-associated protein-like YAO
Exons: 7
Coding region: 191-1738 (515 amino acids)
Cellular component (GO): small-subunit processome
Molecular function (GO): snoRNA binding; protein binding
Source: RefSeq, a predicted model, not a curated record